GAAACAUGAGUUGGUGGCACUGAUGCCUACAUGCAGUCAACACACUUACACGGAAGACCUAAGUGAACUGCGGAUGUGUUUUACCGGGUCCACCUGAGAAACGCUGAUAUCCCCGCUAAAGUAAACCCGCCGGCGUCCUCCGACCAGGUCUGAUUCAUGGAAGGACAACGUCUGUCCAAGAGGCCGGCAAAGACACGCAGCGACCCAGAGAUGUAGCCUGCGUUAGACUCUCCUUAUUGAAAGGAACCAGCUUAAGUGAACUGGCUCAGCUUUGUGAAGACUGAAAUCUGCUUGUUGGGUCUGGGACCAGAUGAACAACGCAGCAGAAGAACAUGUUUUAAAAGUUUCUAUUUGAAAUCAAGUCGAAAAAAGAAAAGAUGGAACAAAAAAAGGGAAAAACUCCCUCUCCCUUCUCUGCAGGGUAUAAUGUAGACAGUUGUAAGAAGGCAGGUGACACAGCACAAGCCAAGAAGGAAGGGUUGAAUGAGGAUGGAAAUGAAUCAUUAGACAAAAAAAUUCAAACUUCCUUCUCAGAGAAACAGACUGCAGAAGAGAAGUAUUCAGAGAAGGAUGAGCUGCCGAGCAAAAGUGUCCUCAGAAGGUAUCAUGAGAUUUCCGUAGGUUCUGCCUCUCCCUCCAGCUUCUGUAAAUCUAUAAUACAUCCUGACGUCCGGCUUCCUCAUCAUCACCUCAGACGACAGAACAUCAGCUCUGCCCAGUCUGUGCAUGAUACUGUCAGACAUCAAUCUCAACAGUCAUCUGGCCCCUCAUACAACCAGCUGUUCAACCGCCUGAGCCCUGUCUACAGCAGCAAAACACAAGGUGAGGUGGGGAAAAACACAGAUGAGCUUUCACCCACAACAACAGCCCAUCAUGACCCAGACAUAGAACAAUAUGAUACGAGUCUUCCAUCUGAACCUUCACAUGAAAUGUUAGACAGAUCAUAUUUAUGGAAUGCCUCCAUUUCAGCACCACAACGUUCCCAGGAAGGAGUGUCCGAACAUGACAGACCCAGGAUUCAUUACCUUCCCUACUUUUCCAAUCCAUCUAUCCGCACUCCCUUCUCUGCUGAGUACACAGGUAGUUGUAAGAAGACAGGUGACGCCCAACAGACAGGGAAGGAAGAGUUGAAUGAACACAUAAAUGAGCCAUUCAUACAGCAUUUAGGAAGUCAAACUUCCAUCUCAGAUAAACCAACUGCAGAAAAGAAGUUUUCAGAGGAGGGUGUUUUGGAUCAGCUGCCAAACAAACAUGUUCGCAGUAUGCCUCGUAUGUCUUCCUCAGCUUCUGCCUCUUCCUCCUGGAGUCUUCAUGAUGAUAGCAGGCAUAUAUCUGGGAUAGGUUCUAACCCUCUGCUUCCUACUCCCCAACUACCAUACAUGCACCUCUUCCUUGCCCCGUCUGUACGUAAUAAUGCUAGACUUCAAUCUGAACUAUCACCUGAUUCAUCACGCUUCUACAAUCUCAACAGCUUGAGACCUGACCUCAGUUCAGCACCAAGAACAGCAGACUGCUACUCGACUAUUGUUGGUAAUAACAUUUUCUCACUGAGUAAUAUAACUUAUGGAAUGAUAAGGACACAGGCUGACAGGUCAUCUGACCUGUUAAAAAACAUCUAUGGGGAGUCUAAACCUGUUCACACCUCUGCAGCAGAUGCUACGCCGGGAGUCAAUCAAGAUAUUACCAGGGAAUUGAUACAAGCAUAUGGAAAAGCUCAUUUUCUUUCAGCUCCAUCACCAGUACCAGACCAGAUAUUGCAGCUUCCAAACAAUAAUGACACAGAAGAUGGUGGCCCCAGACUUAGUAACUCUAGUUUUACUGUAUGUCCACAAAACAGGCCUGCAGUCCUCCAAGAAGACAAGUUGGGAGAUGACAGUGAUGUCCUGAUGGAAACAGCUGUUCCAGCUGUGAACUGCUCAGUCACAAACACCCAGCCGACUCAUCCUCCCCUCCAAACCUCCUCCAGCUGUUUGCGUCGUUCUCACAGCGUUCCCUCACUGAGUCUAACAACCUCCGCAAAGAACAAGACCUUCACCCGAUCAAAGAGCUUACCUGACAUGCUGUUCAAACCCAGCUGUGAGGAGUUCACCCCUGAUAUCACUGUUGAUGAAAACGAUGAAACCUACAGGUUCCAGUGCUCCUGCCCAGGCCUGUACCAGUGCAGUGUGACAGGCCUGCUGUUCCACAUGGAGGGAGAAGGGGACGUGGUUUACAGGAUCGUCCCCUGGAACAGGAGGCUACUGGCCCGACACCACAAGCAGCCUGCAGGACCCCUGUUUGACAUCAAAUGUCAGCAGCAGUCUGUGUGUCGGCUUCAUCUCCCACACUGUGAGAUCCGCUCCACAGGUGGAGGUGAGUUCUUGUCAGUCGCUCAUGUGAACGACGAGGGCAUCGAGUUUAUCGGCCCUCAGAAGAUCACAGAAACUCACGUUGUUAUAAACAUCACAGGGUUUUCUGGUUUCGGUAAUGUCAAGGAUGAAGACUCGCCGGCUGACCCGGUCCGAGCGCUGGUUCUGCUGUUCUACAGGCCCCCGGCUGAUCCCGACGCUGAAUCCCUCCUCAACGUGUUGCUGCUACCGAGGAACGUGGUGCUCCGGGAUGUGCUGCGCACCAGGAAGAAAUUAGUUGGAGAUGAGAGCUACAUAGAGACGUCCCCACACUGUAAACUGCAGCCAAAGCAGGAAUACACACUGUCCACUUGUCCUGCAGAGGACUCAGUUCUAGUUCAACCAACAGAAGCAGAGUUUGACUGCGACAACUACGACAACUACUUCCCAUCAUUCCAGGUGAUUUUAGAAACAAUGAGGAAACACGUGAAGCUGUUUCUGAGAGACACCAACAGCUCCCACAGUGUCUGGGAAAGACGAGUUUGUCUCACUGGAGUAAAAAGGUCCUGUGGGCCGAGCGCUCUGAAUCUCUCUUCAGAUAAGAGGCUGUUGGACAUACGGAGCAGCUUCAUCGAGGGGAUAUCAGGACCGGUUCUCACAAGUCUGCUGGACAAACUGUUUGAGAAAACGGUGAUAGCUGAAGCUGAGAGGGAGUCAGCGGACGAGAUGCAGAACAGAAGAGACAAAGCUGGUUUUGUUAUCGACACAGUGAGGAAGAAAGGUGAAGCUGCUAGUUCAGAGAUGAUUGAGUUCCUCUGUGAGGCCGACCCCUUCCUCUGUGAACAUCUCGGCUUGAUCUGAAGGCAAAUCAACAGGUGAUGCAUGCAUUAUCUCUAAGGUUUCUAAUAAUUCAAUCACACAGAUCCUGUCAGAAUCAGUGAUUUAAGUGUUUAUCACAAACUUCUCAGGGAUUCAGCUGCACAGAGGUUAUGAACAGGUUCAUGUAAAGAUUUAGAGACGUAGAGGACGAGGGGGAAAUGUAUGUAACUGAACAGCAAAAUGUAUUAUAACUGGUGAAAUAUCUCCAUCUACUGGACAUUUGAUGUACAAGCAUCAAAUGCAAAUACUCACAUAUGUCCAAAAUGUACAG
Messenger RNA from Micropterus salmoides (largemouth bass), 3477 nucleotides. RefSeq lists its product as uncharacterized. The record is from RefSeq and is a predicted model, not a curated record. The coding region runs from base 378 to 3188 and encodes 936 amino acids. Gene Ontology annotation, biological process: regulation of apoptotic process. Lineage: Eukaryota; Metazoa; Chordata; Actinopteri; Centrarchiformes; Centrarchidae. The transcript is spliced from 3 exons.